AUGAUUGUAUUCAUCAGAUUUCUGGGGGUCAUCGCCGGUGGGCUGUGCUCAGCUUUGCUGCUACGUGCAUGCUUUGUUGAGGAGAACGAAAAGGCGCCUGGAGAGACCGGAGAAGAGCCCGGGGAGAAAGAGAGCGAAAAAUUGGCUCUGGUGGGCGGGGGUGAUUUGGAGCCCGGUGAAGAUGACCGAGCAGUCACGGAUUCAGUCGGUGGGAAUGCAAGCGGCUCCGAAGCGGAUGCUUCCGAAGAGAGGAAGGCUGGGAACGAGUCAUAUUCCAACAGAGAGGAUCUUGGAUCCGGUUCUGAAGCGGACGUAAUUUCACAAGACAGCAAAGUUGGAACAAAACCAGAGUCGCCCAGGAAGGAGCUUGGAUCCGAAGAGGAAGACUCGGACUGCGAGACAGGCCCCUGUGAAGAGAGCAUUGCGCAGACGACUCUAGCGCCACCUGAACGCGGCGGCAGUUCUCAGGGUGCUCGAGAGUGCGAGCCCGGUACGAGUCCCCGAGCAGAUGCGAAGCCUCAGAAUGGCGGUGUCAAGCGCAACUCUGAGAUUCUGAGGGAGCUGGGCCGGAAGAUUGGUUCGGGGGACUUCACUGGGGAUGCGGAUCUGAGCGCUGUUUUGAACACCGGGAAGCAGAUGCACCCAGCAGCUUCCGCGCCAGUCAGCGUCCCCUCGAGCGGAACGGCCCGCCAGAACGCGCACGCAACAGAAAAGCGGACCGCGCAGAAGCAGUCAACCUGGUUCGGGGGGUUCUUCCCGUCCAGUGUGAAAGCCCCCCCAAAGUGCAGUGCCAAGAGUGGAGAGCUCGGCAGCGGAAGCAUUUACACCGGGCCCGAAGAAGACUGGGAGACGGUCGGGUAUCGGAACGUUCCGGCGGAAGGAUGCGGCGCUCCGGCGGAACACAUGCUGGCGUCCAUGAUUGUGAUUGGGGAGGAGGAGAAGAGUGCGCUAUCAGACGUGGGGACGGAAUCCGUUCACACCGGAGCGAAGUCUGGGGCGACGGAAGCGGAAAGGUGUGGCUCAGAGAUCUGGGCUUCGAUGAUAUUCGUUGAUCCGCCGGAAACGGAAGCUUCGCCGGAAAAGGGCGACCAGACGUGCCGGGAAAUCAUGAAGACGUCGCCGCCAACGGAAGUCGUAGCCAGGUCGGAAACGGGACAGGGAAGGAGUGUUAGAGAGAAUUUUAAUGCAGAAGAGAGGGCGAAGGGGUCUUAUCAAGAAUUAGAAGGGGCUUUGCGAAAGGCAGCGAUCGAGGAAGAUUUGCCUGUGUCUGAGUCGCCCAGCGAAGACGGGAGUGCAGAUUUCUAG
This is a messenger RNA of Klebsormidium nitens, 1305 nucleotides long. NCBI's taxonomy places the organism in Eukaryota, Viridiplantae, Streptophyta, Klebsormidiophyceae, Klebsormidiales, Klebsormidiaceae. The record is from the annotation of a GenBank genome assembly.